UUGUUGCUUAUUUUUAUAAUCUAAUGCCGAAAAUAACAAUUUGUAGCUAUAUUUUAUGCGGUAAGCCCAGAAGUCCUUUCAAAAUACUUAAUGUAUAAUAAUUUUUAAUGUUUGUAAUUAUAAUUUUACAAUAUCGAAAAAAAAACGGUAAAAGUAUAAGAUAAAUAUGGAGGUACCGGAUAAAUUCGAGGAUAUAAUUUCUGAAAGUAACUUUGAAACGGCUGUUUCUCCUGAAACCAGGAAAGAAAAAGUUACUUUACAAAAUGAAGAAAACAGAGUGAAAGAAAUUACACCAAUAAAUGCCAAUUUAGAUGGUAUUCUUAUGGAUGCAUCAGAUGAUAACAGUAAGAAAAUUUCUGAUGAACAAUGUUUAAAAUUGAAAUCAGACGGAAAGGAUAUGCAAUUAGCAGCGCCAAACCAAAAAGCAGGUGAUGGCAUAGAAGAAAGUUAUUUAAAAAUAUGUGUUAAAACAGAUGCUGUGAUUACCUCGACAAAUAUAAGUCCUGAAAUAAGUUCUGCUAACAAAUCCCUUAUAGAGUACAUAGAUACAGCAUCAAAUAAUGACAAUGAUGUUGAAUCUAAUAUUGAUGAAGAAAAUAAUAGUGAUGUAUUAGAUGAAGAGUUACAGCUAAGAUGGGAUGAUGACGAAAAUGAUGGUGAUAAUGUGAUAGGCAGUGCAGAUGAAGAAGAAUUAUUAAAAGAAAAUACAGACACAUUUGAUAAAAUAGCUGAGAAGAAAGAAUCUGAUACAAAAGUACUGGAUGAUACAGAUGUAAUGGAGGAAAAAUUACAUACAGUAACAUCUGAUACAACUGAUGAAUAUAAUGAAUACAUUUCAACAGAUUCAAUACCAAAAACUGAAGAAAUUGUAACUCAGCAUGGCUUGAAAAAGCCUGAUAUGAUGUUGGAAAUACCCACUCAAGAAUUAAUGAACUUUAUGGAUGAAGAUGAUGAACCUGAUCUUAGUAAUUUAGUUCAAUCACCUGACAUAGAAAUGGGUAAAAAUAGUCCCAAGGUUGAAGAUGAUGUGGAUAGUAAUGACCUUAAGAAUUGUCUAAUUACAACAUCUAAUGCUAAAUUAAAAUUGGACAAUGUGGCAACAAAAACUACAGAAAUUGUACAAAUUGAGUCAAAGGAAUCUGAAAACAUCAAUGCCAAUGUAAGCGAAUCAUUAGGAAAGAAUGAAGACAAAGCUUUAACAGAAAUAGUAACAAAAGACACAGAAUCAAUUCAACUAAAAGAUGAUGGAAAUCAGCAAAAUAUUGAUAAAACUAUUGAUGAACCUCAACCUUCAACAUCCAAAGCUUCUGUAAUCACAGAAAUGAGAAGAGACUCAGAUGAAGUAGGUGAGAUGAGUGAUAGUCUGGGUUUGUUGGCCGAGUCUACUAGAGUGGAAGAAGAUGAUGAUGAUGAAGAGCAGGAGGAUGAUGAUGACAGAGAUGAUGAUGACAAAGAUGAUGAUGAUGAGGAAUAUGAUCCAGAUGAAGAGAAUAGUAACGAAACAGUUGUUGAAUAUUCAGAAGACUCUAAUGCGGUAAACUGUGAAUUAGACACUGUUAAAGAUGCACAAUCUGAUGCACAAGGCCCUAAAGUAUCACAGACAGACUUAACACUAUGCAAUGAACAAAUUGAAAUUUGUGAAUUCUCUAUAACUGACAAUAUUAUUCAAGAAGACAACUACAAAAACAUUGAAUCUACAGAGCAAAUGGAAUCUGAUGUAACAAUGAUUGAUGCUGAAAAAAAUGAUGAAAAUAGUGUGGAAAUUAGUGAAAAAAUGAAAUAUUUAGAAAAAUAA
Molecule: messenger RNA, 1795 nt
Organism: Papilio machaon (common yellow swallowtail)
Lineage: Eukaryota; Metazoa; Arthropoda; Insecta; Lepidoptera; Papilionidae
Product: protein PFC0760c-like
Exons: 4
Coding region: 167-1795 (542 amino acids)
Source: RefSeq, a predicted model, not a curated record